This is a messenger RNA of Suillus paluster, 1269 nucleotides long. RefSeq lists its product as uncharacterized. The transcript is spliced from 4 exons. The record is from RefSeq and is a predicted model, not a curated record. The coding region runs from base 1 to 1269 and encodes 422 amino acids. Lineage: Eukaryota; Fungi; Basidiomycota; Agaricomycetes; Boletales; Suillaceae.
AUGGCUUCGUUCAUCGGUCGUCAUCCUGUAUCUGUCGCGUUCGAUUCAGCGUCUCCAUGCUGCUAUGUGACAUUAGAAGUUGCGCAUUUGCUUGGUCAUUCCGCCCCACUAGCAGGUUCUUGUUUCAGUGAUAUUCUCACGGCUUCUUAUCAUGGUCGCGUGCUCACCACCGACGUCGAGUUCGAGAUCGCGUCUGUUCUUGAUUCUGAUGUUUUGGUUGGGAUGAAUUGGAUUGCUGCGUGGCGCACGGUUGGCCGCGAAGACAUGAAUCCCGUUCACAAUCCCUACUCUAGUUCUGUGUCUGACCCUGAAGUAACUACCUGUAUACUUAGCGGUGAUGCAAAGCAUAUUGAUGAUGCUGAUACGCAUGAUUUGGUUAAAUCCCAGUCUUCGUCCCUCGUCGGGGCAGUUUCGUCGUCUCAUAGACGUUCAGAGUCUAUUGUUCACAAUAUAUUCUUUGGGUUGUCCCAUUCUGGAGUCAGUAUCGGGCCUUUUUCAUCUGAUGUGUCGCUGCUCAAUCAGGCAUGUGCUUUUCACGGUUUGGAACCUAAGAAGUCUCACGAGCUAGAAGAGCGAUGCAAUUUGUUGUUGCAACAUUUACUUCAUGGCGAGUGCGUGACUUCGGAUAUCCGUUCUGCACAUCGUGAUUAUACUGCGUGUCGUGAGGUUGCUGCAGGCUUCAGUUCGUCCUCUGAUUUAGUUGAUUAUAUCUUGGAUGAUUUGACUUCGUAUAACACGCCGGCUCUACCAGGUGUUAAUUUGUGGCUUGUUGCCCAAAGUAUCUGCGGUGACUUAGUAUGCGGAUCUGGUCAGGAAAACCAUUACAGGCGAAAAGCUAUCGGUAUAUUGAAUAUAUUUCGUAACCGAGGGGUGUAUGAGGCUGUGUCCAAAUCUUCGCAAUCACUGUUCACCAAGGCGGAAUAUAUGUCCAAGCCUUGUUUGGAAGCUGUAGCGUCUUGGCAUGGUUUAUGCUUUGUCGGAACAAAGGAUCAGUUAUUGGACAGGAUCAUUAACCACAUGUCGAAGGGCAUGUCAGAAACUGAAUCGUUUGACUCGAGGACAGAAUUACAGAUCCAAUUGUUAAAAUCAUGCUGCGCAAUUCCCUAUGAGGCUGCAGCAACUUUGUCUCAACUACGAAAGUUGCUCCGAGCACAUGUUACUUCCUUGUCCAAAGGCAAAAAAAUCAAGCCUAUCGUGCCUUUAAACAACAGGAAUAUGAUCUAUGGGCAAGCAAUCAUGAUCGCAUACAUUCACAAUGGCCUCAGUUAG